AUGUUUCUGCUCCUGCUCCUCCUGGUGGCUGUCCUGCCAUUCAGCACUGAAGGAGGGAAAAUCUUUUGGGGUACAGAAGCCAAACGCCACUCCCAUCCCUACAUGGCAUUCUUAGAGAUUUAUAAAAAUGGAUCACAUCCAAAGACAUGUGGUGGCUUCCUGGUCGAAAAAGACAUCGUAAUGACAGCAGCUCACUGUAAUGGAAGUGAAAUAAAUGUAACGUUGGGUGCCCACAAUAUUAAGCAACGGAAAAACACUCAGCGCAUCCCUGUUGUUAAAGCCAUAUGGCACAAGGGCUAUAAUCGUGAUACAAAGGUCAAUGACAUCAUGCUACUGAAGCUGAAACACAAAGCUCAACUCAGUAAUGCUGUGAAGACCAUUGACCUUCCAAAGAGCCAGGACUGGGUGAAACCUGGGCAGGUGUGCACAGUGGCAGGCUGGGGACGACUGGCCGAUUGUAGUCUACCUAACACACUUCAGGAAGUAAAGCUAGAAGUUCAAAAUAGCCAAGCAUGCCAAGUAAUGUCCAGAUACUACAACAACUCCAUCCAGCUCUGUGUGGGGAAUCCCAAAGAGAAGAAGGCUACUGGUAAGGGAGAUUCUGGGGGACCUUUUGUAUGUGACAAUGUGGCCCAGGGUAUUGUCAGUUAUCACUUUUGUACCAAGAAACCUCCUCGGGUAUUCACCAGAAUCUCAAGCUUUAUUCCUUGGAUUCGGGAAACAAUGAAAGUCCUGCAACAAUCCUAG
Microtus ochrogaster (prairie vole) is the source of this 747-nucleotide messenger RNA. Its product is annotated as mast cell protease 8-like. The record is from RefSeq and is a predicted model, not a curated record. Gene Ontology annotation, molecular function: serine-type endopeptidase activity. Gene Ontology annotation, biological process: proteolysis. NCBI's taxonomy places the organism in Eukaryota, Metazoa, Chordata, Mammalia, Rodentia, Cricetidae. Gene Ontology annotation, cellular component: cytoplasm; intracellular membrane-bounded organelle.